Periophthalmus magnuspinnatus is the source of this 4550-nucleotide messenger RNA. RefSeq names its product RIPOR family member 3 (gene ripor3). Lineage: Eukaryota; Metazoa; Chordata; Actinopteri; Gobiiformes; Gobiidae. Bases 146 to 3157 code for a protein of 1003 amino acids. The record is from RefSeq and is a predicted model, not a curated record. The transcript is spliced from 25 exons.
ACAGGAGCCACACAGUACAGAGCCAGGGUCCCAGGACAAAUACUAUGUAGCAGCAGUAGUAGUAGCAGUAGUUAUAGUAAUUUUAGUUGGUAGUAUUGGACAAAGUGGAUUGACAGUUGGAUUACUGUUUCUUAUUCCUGUCAGCAUGUCGGUGAAGCUGAAGUUCGAUUCUCCCUCAGACGGAGGGCUGGUCUCCAGGACACGCUCCUUCACUGGACUGGGAUCUCUGACGGGGCGCAGACGGAGCUCUUCUGUUCGCUCCCUUCGCUUCAAAGGUGGAUCUGGAACUACAUCUCCCAGAACGCACUUGUCUCCGAGUCGAGGGGGCGGGGUCAUGUGGUCCACACAACCAGAGCAGGUGGACAGGGUUUUCCAGGCACUAAGGAAAGGGCUCAAGGAGUAUCUGGAAGGGCAUCAGGUUGAAAUGGACUUCCUGGCAGCUCAACAGAGAGAGACCAAGAGGAACUCCAGACUGGCCUUUCUCUACGAUCUGGAAAAGGAGAUCAGAGCGUUGGAAAGAUACAUCCGAAGACUAGAGUUUCAAAUCAGCAAGGUGGAGGAGUUGUAUGAGACGUACUGCAUCCAGUGGAGGCUGUGUCAGGGGGCGGUGAACAUGCGCAGGGCCUUCUCCCUCUCCCCCUCCACCCGGGCGUCCCGCGAGAGCCUGCUUGAGCUCAGCCGCAACCACAGGCUCAGUUUACAGGACAUGUCAUCAAUGGAGGGCGAGUUGGAGAUCCUUUUGGGAGAACUACAGAUCAAAAUGAAAGGUCUGAUCGGCUUCGCUCGCCUUUGCCCUGGAGACCAGUACGAGGUGGUGGUGCGUGUGGGUCGCCAGCGUUGGAGGAUUAGAGGCAGGAUUGAGUCGGAUGAUACUCAGACAUGGGACCAGGAGGUGAUGGCCUUUCUCCCACAUAUCAACCACAACUUCCACAUCAAGGUGACAGAAGCCAAAGGACUGGGUUGGCAGUUGGUGGGCAGUGUGACAUGUGCCAGUGCAGACUUCUUUGUGUCUAAACCGCGGCUGAUGUUGGUGGACAUCACUGAGCUGGGGACUAUUAAACUACAACUAGAGGUCUCCUGGAAUCCGUUUGACAGCAGUGAGAAGAUGAGGCCUCUGUCCAUCAGCCGACAGUCUGUGUCCAGCAGAAAGAGCUCCGUGUACAGCUGGACUGCCCCCAAUACUCCCUCAUUCACAGAGAAGUACUUCAUGUCUAUGGUGCGAGAGCUACAGGACACAGAGGGAUCCUUGCCCUCUCUGGUGCCUAAAUCCCGCCCCCCUCGAGGAGGCGUGUCCCUGCUCAGUUACCUGUCCCACCAAUCACAAGCCUCGAUACCGUCCAGCCACAGCCCGCACAGCAGCAGCACUCCCAUCCUGACCAGGACGAACAGUUACCCGUCCAGCCCCAGUCCUGGCACCAGUCUGGGGGACAGCCGCUCGCAGCUGUCCUUAGAUGGAGGGUCAGUGAGAGAGUCCCCAGAGGAGGGCAGGACGAGGAGGAGGAGCGAAGAAGGGGAGGAAGAGGAGGAGGAGACGACAUGGGCCAGGUCUACCACUCCUGACCAGAGUACCACAGGCUCACUGCUGCUAGAAAGAUGCAGUACUCCAGAUAUUCUGAGGAAGAGCACAGUGGGGGAAACAGAUCGUGCCAGCCCUGUUAUUCCUCAGGACGUACCAGUCUCCAAGCCCCCCUCUCCCCCUCAGCCCCCUGUUGCCAAAGACCCCUCCCCCACAACCACUACUCCUAACCCGGGUAAACCUGUGAGCGUGGUCCAGCGCAGAGCCCUCUCCCGCAGACUGGGGGCGCUCAUCACUCAUCUGGAGAAAAGUCUGCAGCACAACGGCACAACAGAGAAAGAGCUGAGGGCGUUGGACCAUCACCUGCUGCAUCUCGCCACUAUACUCAAGAAUGACCUGUCCCUGCUGAGGAGCUCGUGCUCAGAGGAGACCCUAGCUGUGGAGGAGGUUCUUGGCAGUUUUGACUUUUUGUCCCACGACCUAAACGCAGACGAGGAUACGACCUCCUGUUUGGGCAGCAUCAGGCUCAAAGACUCAGGCAUCAGUUCGAUUAAGGAGAGCACCCUGAGGAGCUUGGGCAUGAUCCCCCGGGACACUGCGUCACAGGAGGAGUUGGGAGUCGCCCCGCUGACUUCUGGAAACUGGAGUCUGGACCAGGCCCUGGAAACUCACCUGGACAUCUGCUGCAGUCUGCUCCAGGUGUUGCGCGUUACGGACAGCGCCCCCUCCAGGCAGGAUCUUUUAGAAGAGGUGUCACUCCAAACCGAGGCACUGGACAAAAUCAACUCUCUGCUGCUGCAAAAGAACGACAACAUCUCAGCUGAAGACAUCCUCCCUAAAGCUCAGAAGACCCGGGACCUGCUGCAGUUCUGGGAGGACUGUGCCGAUAAUGUCAUGUCUGCUCCCUUCUGUUGCCAUGCCGACAGCUUCUCCCGAUCACUGCGGAAACGCUACACGCACAAGGUGAAGGCCAAGCAGCCCGGACAAUCAGAAAGAGUCUUUGCUGAGCUGGUGCAGCAGGUCGUGUCGGUGUGCAGAGCCGUCCCCAACCCCUGGACCUGCGCCAGCCCAGAGCGGCUCACUGUGUUCCAGCUGUCCCUCUACAUGAAGCGCUGGAGCAUCUCUGACCUGGGGGAGCACAUCUCACAACUUUCUAAAGAAGAGUACAUCUUGUGGUCUCUGCGCGGGCCUAAGAGGAGGAAAGCUCUGAACAAACUGAAGCAGAGACACUUUUGUGAGCUGCUGCCCCUCAGACAGACCCUCCACACUCUGGGCUCUCUGCAGACUGACCCCCAUCAUAAAGUGUGUAAAGCUGCGGCGAACUGUCUGAGCAGAGCUGCGAACAACAAGAGCUUCAGGAAAAAGGCUGUCGUUUACUUCACAGAGAGUCUGAAGAGCUCUGACGCUCUGGUCCAGCAGUGCUCCUGUCUGGCCCUCAAAUGUCUCAGGGCAACAGAGAGUGUGGACUAUAUAGCAGAAUUAUGGCGGUCGUCCAAUGAGGAUGUGCGCAGCGCUGCCAGAGAAACCAUCCUUUCUUUUGGUAAGAAGGGCCAUGCUGCGUUUCAGAAGAUGGAUCAGAUUGACAGUGAACUGCAGGAGGAGGCCUACAGGAACCUGGAGACGGAGAUCACCAUUUUGUAGACUCCAUGUUGAGGCUGGUGUAUGGCCCAGCGUCAAACCUAUGCAUCCAAGAGCCAAUCAGAAAGCUGUUCGUUGCGCCACGUACGUGCACCUCGGCCAAAAUGGUCCAACAUGUCGUAUUUCCGCCAUCCGUAAGCCCUGUGAUUGGUUCAUUCACAAAGACCAUACAAUUGACUGAUUAAAAACAUCUUAUAGCAGCUCAAGUUUGGCACAGAAAUGUCUGCAUAUGAGCCGAAUAUGAUUGUUUAUGAUUGAUUGUCACAGGAUUCCCACAAUGCACCUGGGCCCUGAUUAGCUCCGCAGAAGCCUCUAUGGUUCAGAUCUGCAUCGGGAACCAUAAACCAGCUUUUAGAAAGAAACAGGAAGUGACACGGGAAAUAUGGAAGGAUGGAAACUGCACUGAAGAAGAAAUGUGAAUGUUAGGGAAUUGUUUUUAUUUGGAAGAUCAUUUGAUUUUUGUUAGAAAGAGAGGGAGGGACCAAUUAAAUGGACAUUAAAGACAUCCAGGAAUGAGCCAUAUUAUUAUAACCACUUGCCUUUUUCAUCACUGAGCUUUCUUUGGUCCACUUUGAAGAAUACAGAUCAUUACACCCAAGAGCUGCACUAAUCCACGACUAAACCAGGACUAAACCAGGACUGAAUCAGGACUAACCCAGGUCUAAAGCUCCUCUGCAGACCAGCAACACCUCCACAAGAAGUGAUAGAUUUGGGAAUUUGAUCUGAUUUGGGAAUUUGAUCUGAUCCAUCAACAUAGGAGUAUCAUGUCUAAGUUUUAUUUUAAUAUUUUAGCCAUUUUACAACAUUGUUUUUUUUCAUCAAACACCUACCUAGAGUCUGUCGGUAAAUGUCGGUAAUUGUGCAAAUUUUGCCUACCCCCCUCAUCAGAUCUCAAAAUAUUCACUUCCACUUUGUGAUGUCACGAGGUGGUCAACCAGGAAGUCUUCACGAGAUUAAUUCUGAUCAUAUUAACGCUCAUAUUACCUUCACAAAAACUUUACAGCUAGCAGCAAAUGUUUAGCCUCAUUUCAACUGCUUAUCUCCUCAGACAGUGAUGAGUUGUUGCGCCCUCUGUUGGCAAGGUGUUGUAUAUGUUCAGAAAUAAAUUACCUUUCCUUUUUUCUACAUAAGAUACUUUGGGUAUAAACACAAAAUGACAAUACUUAAUCAUCCAAAAUUUCAGAAAGUGUAAAUAUUAUAAUCAUUGACACACACUCAUAGACCAGUGCACACACAUACUGGGUAAAGUGUCUUGCCCAAGGACACAACAGCAGCGUUAAUCUGUGGGAGCUUUAAUCACACUGCCAACUUGAUCUGACCACUCAAACUGCCAACCUUUGGAUCAGUGGACAACACUCAAACUUUAAGCAGUGAUUAUAUGUAUUUUUGUAUUUUA